AUGAUAAGGGCUUCGGGUUCACUACCUCUUCAGUCACAGCUACCUCUCUGCCUUCCACUAUUGCUUGAAGAAUGGAAAGUAAGAAAGCCACCCCACUUGCAAAAGAUCCCUUCAUCACUUAGGAAUACCUUGGAAUCAUACUUUUCUGAGUCGCAAAAACUUUCCAAAACACUUCUUGGGUUGAUGGCAAAGGCUCUACAGAUUGAUGAGGAAGAGGUAGACGAGAUGUUUGAAGAUGGGAUGCAAUCAGUGAGGAUGACUUAUUAUCUACCAUGUCCAAAACCAGAGCUGGUUAUUGGCUUUACACCGCACUCGGAAGCUUCUGGCAUCACUAUCCUUCUCCAAGUCAAUGGAGUGGAAGGCCUCCAAGUUAGAAAAGAUGGAUUUUGGCUCCCUACAAACUUCCUUCCUAGUGCCUUUAUGGUGAAUGUAGGAGACUUUGUAGAGAUCUUUAGCAAUGGUGUCUAUCGCAACAUUGAGCACAGGGUGACAGUAAAUCCAUUGGAAGAGAGGAUCUCUAUUGCUAUGUUUUUCAAUCCCAAAUUCCAAGCAAAGGUUGGACCUACAGCUCGUACUAUAAACCCAGAAAACCCACCAUUGUUCAAAAGGGUGGAGAUGGAGAAGUGUGUCAAAGAUUUCUACUCCCAUAAGCUCAAUGGAAAGUCAUUCUUAGAGCGAAUGCAAAUUGAAAUUGAUGGUGAUCAUGAACUUGCUCAACAAAUAAAAUGGUGUAAUAUAUUGAGGUUUGAAGUUAAAUUUUAUAAAAUUGUGUCUUGUUUAAUGUUGUUAUAAAUAAAAUGGUGUGAUCGAUGUAUAUUAUGGUUUGGAGUAUAUGUGUUGUAUAUAAGUCGUACCACAUUGCUGGUGGGAUAAUGUUGUUAUAAAUAAAAUUGUUUUAUGUACUUGUUGGUUUGGAGUUAAAUCUUGUAAAUGGUAUUAUGGUACCUCUUGUAUGUAAAGUUAUACUAGUCUCUAUUACAUUGAUGAAUUUUAUGG
This is a messenger RNA of Cornus florida, 996 nucleotides long. Its product is annotated as codeine O-demethylase-like. The transcript is spliced from 4 exons. The record is from RefSeq and is a predicted model, not a curated record. Lineage: Eukaryota; Viridiplantae; Streptophyta; Magnoliopsida; Cornales; Cornaceae. The coding region runs from base 1 to 792 and encodes 263 amino acids.